Dichomitus squalens LYAD-421 SS1 is the source of this 1119-nucleotide messenger RNA. RefSeq lists its product as uncharacterized. The transcript has a single exon. Bases 1 to 1119 code for a protein of 372 amino acids. Lineage: Eukaryota; Fungi; Basidiomycota; Agaricomycetes; Polyporales; Polyporaceae. The record is from RefSeq and is a predicted model, not a curated record.
AUGCUUACAGCCACCGCGCAGCGGGCGCGUCGUGAGCGGUGGGCUGCGAUUGCCUUGGAAACCCAGGCCAUCGUGCUCGGGAACGGCCAGUACGUGGAAGAGCGCAUCGAAAUCCCCCUUGUCCCUUCCACCGCCUCCCUGCCUUCUGACGGCCCAGCCUUUCCCUCACCUAUCCAUACCCGUAUCACACACAACAUCGCCGCAGCCGUCAUGCUCUCCAAUAAUCGCACCAUCUUCUAUCCCCAUUACUCCCCCGCCCUCGCUCAAUGGCCGGAGGCUCACCCAACUGUCCUCUUCCCUCCUACACAGAUCGAAUUCACCCGCAGUUCGACUCUGAACGUGGCUCGCAACCUCGUCACAACUCGAUCGCAAGACCCUCUGAAGUCAACUGAUAUUGGUGUCCUCUCGUUCGCCUCCGCUAAGCGCCCUGGCGGUGGCUAUCUCCACGGCAGUAGCGAGCAAGAGGACACCAUCGCCCGCCUCAGCUCCCUCGUAGCCAGUCUGGCUUCACCUGCGGCGAAGGACUUCUACAAGGAGCACCGAGCAUUCCGAAAUGAGGACGGCAGUGGUCUUCAUGACCACUCCAUGGUCUACUCCCCAGGUGUCGUGGUUUUCCGCAAAGACGCAGAUGACGAGCACGCUCCAGGUCGCAACUCUAGAUCAACCCCUCCCGAACGCGACAAUGUGGGUGGCGCGUUCAUCUCCCCGUACAUCAUCGACGUGGUUUCCGCCGUCCCUGUCAAUGCCGCCGCCGUGCACCAGAAGCACGUCAUUCUACCUGGUGAGCCCCAGUUGUAUCAGGAAGGUAUCCGCCGCGUGAUGAAGGACCGCAUGGGGCGUGCCCUGCGCGUGUUCGAGACGCACGGCGACAAGGUGCUCAUCUUGGGCGCCUUCGGGUGCGGAUCCUUUGAGAACAAGGUAGAAAUGAUCGCCAGUCUUUGGGCUGAGCUGCUUGUGUGCGGUGAGACUGUGGAUGGUGUAAAGCGUGAGGCACGCUUCAAGCAGUCGUUUGAGAAGGUCGUGUUCGCUGUCCCUGGGAGGCUAUUCGAGCCGUUCAAGCGGGCGUUCGACCUCCGUGUUGAUGAGGAACUGCUGACAGCUGCUAUGGCUUUCUCAUAA